UAUGGGAUCGGGCCGGGUCCCCGGCCAAUCCUCACCUGGGUUGCAGAGCGGUGUUGGACCUGGACCGCGGGCGAGGGAGGUUUUGAGAACCCUAAACCCCAAGCAAGCUUGUAACUCUGCGCUCUCAUGGCGUAGCUGGAGGGGCUCUCACUCGUUUCUUAUUAUUCUUCUUCCUAUUCGUCUUCAAAAGUUCAAAUGACGCAAUAGCAACAAUCAAAUGGCUGCAGCAACCAUCUCCAAGACGCAAUCCUCCACUUGGUCCCGUCUCAUUUGCAGCCAACUCCUCACUAAACCCAUCAAAUCCCCUCCUCUCUCCAUUUCCCGGAAAAUCUCCACUUCUCCGCGCUUUCCCCCUCCAACAAACGCGAAAUUUUCUUUUCCCGGAAAAGACCGCCAUUUAUCCUUGUCAGCAAGUUCCGCAAGUUCCUCAAGAACGAUCCAGGAUCUUCUGGCGGAUGUGGAGAGGGACAAACAGAGGGAGAGAGAAGAGAGGAAAAAGGCUGGCUUAGACACUGCAGAUAUCGAUGCCGAAGACGAAGAGGACUACAUGGGCGUUGGCCCAUUGAUCGAGAAGCUCGAGAAGGAGAAGCUCAAGGACAGUGUAGACCUUAACUUGUAUGAGGAGCCCACGGACUCUGAAAGUGACGACGACGACGAGAGGUUCACUCCCGACGCCAUAAGGAAGCGAACUGAGGUGUUCGAGAAGAAGUUCAAGCACCACAAAGAGUUGCUAAAGAACUUUGCUGAAUCGGAGACACUUGAUGAUGCUUUCAAAUGGAUGAAGAGAAUUGACAAGUUUGAGCAAAAACAUUUCCAGCUGCGCCCAGAGUACAGGGUCAUUGGGGAAUUAAUGAACCGCCUUAAAGAUGCAUCUGGAAAGGAUAAAUUUCUCCUUCAGCAAAAGCUGAACAGGGCCAUGAGGUUAGUGGAGUGGAAGGAAGCUUAUGAUCCUAAUAAUCCUGCCAAUUAUGGAAUCAUUCAGCACGAGCAAGUUGGACCCUCCGAAGAUCUUUUAGAGCAUUCUGAUGGUGAAGAAGAAAAGCAAGUCACACAAGGGGUUGGAAUAGAUGAUGACGAUGAUGGAUUAUUUGAUGACAUGAAGGAGAAAGAUGAUAUAUUGUUAGAGAAGAUCAAUAACAUUGACAAGAAACUAGAAGAGAAGCUAGCAGCAUUGGAUCAUACAUUUGGGAAGAAAGGAAAGGUUCUAGAGGAUGAGAUAAGAGAUCUUGCUGAGGAGAGGAACUCUUUGACUGAAGAGAAAAGAAGACCACUUUACAGGAAAGGUUUUGAUGUGAAAUUAAUUGAUGUGAAUCGAACUUGUAAAGUUACAAAGGGUGGUCAAGUGGUGAAGUAUACGGCAAUGCUAGCUUGUGGGAACUAUCAUGGUGUCAUUGGUUUUGCGAAAGCAAAAGGCCCAGCAGUUCCUAUUGCUCUUCAGAAGGCAUAUGAGAAAUGCUUUCAGAAUCUCCAUUAUGUAGAACGAUAUGAGGAACAUACAAUUGCACAUGCAGUACAGACAACAUACAAGAAAACCAAGGUUUAUUUAUGGCCGGCAUCAACGAGAACAGGUAUGGUGGCAGGCAGAACAGUCCAAACCAUUUUACAUCUAGCUGGUUUCAAAAACGUGAAGUCCAAGGUUAUUGGCUCAAGGAAUCCUCAUAACACAGUGAAAGCUCUUUUUCAAGCCCUGAAUGCAAUUGAAACUCCAAAAGAUGUUCAAGAGAAGUUUGGUCGAACUGUGGUUGAGUCAUACUUAUUGUGAUAGAACAUCAUUGUGAAAUCUAAGUCCCUCCAACAUUAGCCGAGAUGUACCCGGAGGCCCCGAGGAGCAAAACCUUGAUGUAAAGGAUGGGGGAACUGGAAAAACCAUGCAUAGAAGAAUGGAUGAGGGUGGGAAUGGAAAUAGCGGUUGAAUGGGAAAGAAAGUUGCAAAACUAAGUGCAUUCUUUUUUUCUUUUCCGAGGAAGAGAGUAGAAAACCAAAAGCUCUGUAGAAUUGAGGAUUAGUUGAUGAGCCACUUAGUUUCUUCUCCCAGAGAAUUUAGUCAUUGUAUUCUCGAUGAUUAUUAUGGUGUCUUCAAUGUUAUUCACUAUAUCUCACAUAGAAUUUGCGGUUAUAGAUUGAAUUUAAAAGCUUAAUAGAACAAAAGUCCAAUCGUGGGUAUUGGCAGUAUAUGAAAUUUGAAAGUAUUGUAUUAAA
Malania oleifera is the source of this 2199-nucleotide messenger RNA. RefSeq lists its product as uncharacterized. Gene Ontology annotation, cellular component: ribosome; mitochondrial small ribosomal subunit. NCBI's taxonomy places the organism in Eukaryota, Viridiplantae, Streptophyta, Magnoliopsida, Santalales, Ximeniaceae. The transcript is spliced from 9 exons. Gene Ontology annotation, molecular function: structural constituent of ribosome; RNA binding. Bases 218 to 1762 code for a protein of 514 amino acids. The record is from RefSeq and is a predicted model, not a curated record. Gene Ontology annotation, biological process: translation.